Bacidia gigantensis is the source of this 1344-nucleotide messenger RNA. RefSeq lists its product as uncharacterized. Gene Ontology annotation, cellular component: cytoplasm. The record is from RefSeq and is a predicted model, not a curated record. NCBI's taxonomy places the organism in Eukaryota, Fungi, Ascomycota, Lecanoromycetes, Lecanorales, Ramalinaceae. The transcript is spliced from 3 exons. The coding region runs from base 1 to 1344 and encodes 447 amino acids.
AUGGAAAGUUCGGAAGACAAGCAAUGGGCCUCGAGAUAUCUCCUCGAUCCCCUCACAGCGCCUGAGCCCAGCGCAGAGACUGGCCCCGGAACACACCAUAUAACCACAGCUACACCAGCGAUGACAUCUCCUUCAGCUUCUGUCUCUCGCAAACCCGUAGCCUCCGCCUCCGUGCGCUCCGUGUCUCGAAGCGACAAAGAUGGCUCCGCCGUCUCUAGCCAUCGAAGCAACAACCCCUACCGCAACGGCAACAGCACACCUAGCAGUACCGGCUUUCCUACUCCACCCUCAUCCGGCAGCCCUGCCACAGAGCAUUUUCCCGAAUUCUCCGGCUUACACGUACCCAGUAACCGCGUAAGCCAAGCCUCCACUCAGAUCCCCACAUCGACAGGCGGCGUUGCUACCACCGCUUCCUCCGCCAGCACGAUCCGCACUCGCGACCGCCGCUCCAGCUCCUUAAAUCAGCGCUUCCCAGGCGAUCAAUCACACCGGCCGCUCGACAUGCUCCGCCAGUCUUCCACAGCCGCGAACCGCUCCCCUCACUUGCGGAAAAGAAGCCAUGUUGGUGCCGAUAGUAUUGAUACUUUGGAUAAUGUCGCUGGAGCCGCCUAUCAUCAUGAGGGGCCUUAUGACGCUACGUUGUUGGCGAGGAAUCAGAAGAAGGCAACUGCACCUGUCGCGGCUGUUGCGGGGAGUAAUAGAGAGGCUCUCAGAGCGACGCCAAGGGAGAAGGUCCUAGAUUCUGUUCUUAGGCACGUCCCGCUUGAUGGUGUAGCAUUUGUGCCGCCCGGAGAGGUGGGAAGGGAUGGCCGAAGAUACUUCUAUCGUGAGGGGGAGGAUUUGAUGAGAGAGGGAAACCCCGAAGGUGGGGCAUAUAAACGGUGGCCUGGCGUCAUACGGCAGCAAUACCACCCCUCCGACCUCAAAGGCAAAGGCGAGCCCGCCUACUCUCUCGAAAAAGCCCUCAAAACACACAAGCGCAACGCGAGCGAAGGACAAAGAAGUAACUACGAAAUGGUGGAUAGUCCCACCACCACCAACCCACGUUCCGAUCCUCAUCCCCGCACCCGCCCCAAUGGCAUCACCACAGGGCGUAGAGCCGAAUUGGAGGGAAGUGGACACAGGGGCGAGAUGGAGGGAAGUGGACGCGGGGCUGCAUUGGAGGGAGGGGAGCUGAGACACCGACGUAGCGCUGAUGCUGUUAGCACGGCUUCCUCGAUGAGAGCGCCGCCGCAGCAAAAUUAUAAGGAUUGGGAGGCUGGUGCGCCGAGGGGAGCGGAGAGUGGAACUGGGGCGAGACUUAGGAGGGGAAUGGGGAGCCUGAGAAUUGGGGGAAGGGAGUAG